GCAGCGCUCCUAAAGAUAUUCUCUCUGUGCCUCACCACCAAAAACUCCAACCUCUUAAUAUUUUCUAAAAGAGAAAAGAACAAGAAAAAGGAAGAGAGCCAAAAAAAGAAAAAGAAAAAUCUGGAAGUUUUUGUUCAGACAAAUCGGCUGGCAGAGAUACCCGCCCUCAGGGAAACAUCAAGGGCCGGAAUGUUGAAUUACGAUAUUUUGAUUCUUGAUUGGUAACGGUUUGCAGUAACGGUUACCGUUUAACUUUUGCGAGUAGGAGGAUAAGUUUCUAUUCUAUGGCUGCGUCGUCUGAGAGGUGGAUCGAUGGUCUUCAGUUCUCCUCAUUAUUCUGGCCGCCGCCGCAAGACGCGCAUCAGCGAAAGGCUCAAAUUACUGCCUACGUUGAGUACUUUGGUCAGUUUACAUCAGAACAAUUUCCAGAGGAUAUUGCCGAGUUGAUCCGUAACCGUUAUCCAUCAAGGGAAAAGCGUCUUUUUGAUGAUGUUCUAGCUACCUUUGUGCUUCAUCAUCCUGAGCAUGGGCAUGCUGUUGUUCUUCCAAUUAUUUCGUGUAUCAUUGAUGGUACGUUGGUGUAUGAUAGGACAAGUCCUCCAUUUGCUUCCUUCAUAUCCUUAGUCUGCCCAAGUAGUGAGAAUGAGUACUCUGAACAGUGGGCUCUGGCAUGUGGGGAGAUCUUGAGAGUAUUAACUCACUAUAAUCGCCCAAUAUACAAGAUGGAACAACCAAAUAGCGAUACAGAAAGAAGCAGUAGUGGCUGCCAUGCUACUACAAGUGACGCUACUGACAGGGAAUCCAGCCAUAUUCCUGUGGUACAACAGGAGAGGAAACCUUUAAGGCCUUUAUCUCCCUGGAUUACAGAUAUAUUGCUAGCUGCACCUCUCGCUAUCAGAAGUGACUACUUCCGAUGGUGCAGUGGCGUUAUGGGUAAAUAUGCUGCUGGAGAACUCAAGCCACCUACAACUGCUUCUUCUCGUGGAUCUGGAAAGCAUCCUCAGCUCAUGCCAUCAACACCAAGGUGGGCUGUUGCUAAUGGUGCUGGUGUGAUAUUAAGCGUUUGUGAUGAGGAAGUUGCUCGCUAUGAAACUGCUACUUUAACAGCGGCCGCUGUCCCUGCACUUCUGCUUCCUCCUCCAACAACAGCUUUGGAUGAGCAUCUAGUUGCCGGGCUACCAGCUCUUGAACCAUAUGCACGUUUAUUUCAUAGGUAUUAUGCCAUUGCUACUCCUAGUGCCACCCAGAGACUUCUUCUUGGACUUCUAGAAGCACCACCAUCAUGGGCACCAGAUGCACUUGAUGCCGCUGUCCAGCUUGUAGAACUCCUUCGGGCUGCCGAAGACUAUGUAUCUGGCAUUAGGCUUCCUAGGAACUGGAUGCAUUUGCAUUUCUUGCGUGCAAUUGGGACUGCAAUGUCCAUGAGAGCAGGCAUAGCUGCUGAUGCUGCAGCUGCUUUACUUUUCCGGGUACUCUCACAGCCUGCAUUGCUUUUUCCUCCACUACGGCAAGUUGAAGGAAUUGAAGUUCAACAUGAACCUUUAGGAGGUUAUAUUUCAUGCUAUAGAAAGCAGAUAGAAGUGCCUGCGGCUGAAGCAACUAUUGAAGCUACUGCCCAAGGGAUUGCGUCAAUGCUUUGUGCCCAUGGCCCUGAGGUUGAGUGGAGAAUUUGUACCAUAUGGGAAGCUGCCUAUGGCCUGAUUCCAUUGAGUUCAUCUGCAGUUGAUCUUCCUGAAAUCAUAGUCGCAACUCCAUUGCAACCACCCAUGUUAUCAUGGAAUCUCUACAUACCUCUCCUGAAGGUCCUGGAAUAUCUUCCUCGGGGAAGCCCAUCAGAAGCAUGUCUCAUGAAGAUAUUUGUUGCUACUGUUGAAGCGAUUCUUCAGAGAACAUUUCCAUCUGAGUCUUCUAUAGAACAAACAAGAAAGGCAAGAUACCAUUCUGGCAUGGGGUCUGCCUCCAAAAACCUUGCUGUGGCGGAGCUUCGUACUAUGGUCCAUUCACUUUUCUUAGAAUCAUGUGCCUCUGUAGAGCUUGCUUCACGUCUGCUUUUUGUUGUGUUAACUGUGUGUGUUAGUCAUGAAGCUCAGUCCAAUGGGAGCAAGAGGCCAAGAGGUGAAGAAAGUUAUCUAUCCAAUGAAAGCAUUGAGGAAUUACAGGCAAUAUCUGAAAAGCAAAGACCAAUGAAAACUAGGAAGUUGAAAAGGCAAGGGCCUGUAGCAGCAUUUGAUUCAUAUGUUCUAGCUGCUGUUUGUGCUCUUGCCUGCGAGCUUCAGUUAUUUCCUCUGAUUUCAAGGUCAAGUAAUCACUCAAACUCUAAAGAUGCAUCACAUGUAGCCAAGCCUGUGAAAAUCAAUGGAUCUACUGAUGGGUUUCAGAUUAGUAUUGACUCAGCAAUUCGUCAUACUCACAGAAUCUUAACAAUUUUAGAGGCACUUUUUUUACUGAAGCCGUCUUCUGUUGGCACAUCAUGGAGUUACAGUUCAAACGAGAUAGUUGCUGCAGCCAUGGUUGCUGCUCAUAUUUCUGAACUAUUUAGACGGUCAAAGGCUUGCAUGCAUGCUCUCGCUGUCUUGAUGCGAUGCAAGUGGGACAAUGAAAUCUACACUAGGGCAUCAUCACUAUACAACCUCGUUGAUAUUCACAGCAAAGCUGUUGCAUCCAUUGUUAACAAAGCUGAACCUUUAGAAGCGCACUUAAUACAUGCAACAGUGUGGAAGGAUUCCCCCCUGAGUUUCGAUGGCAAAAAAGAAAAUCAAUGUGAAAACAGUGUUUCCUUUCAUCCAGGGCAGCUAUCUACCCCACAGUCUUUGGAUUCAGCCCAUUCGGGUACUAAAUUUAAGUCUCAGAGAGCAUCACAUUCAGAUGAAAGUUCAGGAAAUACCUUGGGUAAAGGUAUUGCCAAUUUCCCAUUAGAUGCUUCAGAUUUAGCCAACUUCCUCACGAUGGACAGGCAUAUAGGAUUUAAUUGCAGCGCACAAGUUCUUUUAAGAUCAAUGCUGGUGGAUAAACAAGAGUUAUGUUUCUCUGUUGUGUCUUUGCUGUGGCACAAGUUGAUUGCAGCUCCUGAAACCCAACCUAGUGCAGAAAGCACUUCUGCCCAACAAGGAUGGAGGCAGGUCGUUGCUGCACUAUGCAAUGUUGUAUCAGCAUCACCAACAAAAGCAGCUACCGCAGUUGUCCUUCAGGCGGAAAGGGAAUUGCAGCCUUGGAUUGCCAAAGAUGAUGAUCAAGGUCAGAAGAUGUGGAGAAUCAACCAACGGAUUGUAAAAUUGAUUGUGGAGCUCAUGAGAAAUCAUGAUAGGCCAGAAUCAUUGGUCAUUUUGGCAAGUGCAUCAGAUUUACUUCUGCGUGCCACAGAUGGAAUGCUCGUUGAUGGAGAAGCUUGCACUUUACCACAACUGGAGCUACUGGAAGCAACAGCUAGAGCGGUUCAGCCUGUGCUGGAGUGGGGAGAAUCUGGGUUGGGAGUCGCUGAUGGCCUUUCAAACCUCUUAAAGUGUCGCCUACCGGCUUCCAUCCGAUGCCUUUCUCACCCAAGUGCACAUGUGCGGGCGCUGAGCACUUCAGUCCUUCGCGAUAUUUUGCACACUGGUUCAAUUAAAUCUAAUUUUAAACCAGCGGAAAUAAAUGGCAUCUGCGGUUCAUCUUAUCAGUACUUUAGUUUAGACGUUAUUAACUGGCAAGCUGACAUUGAAAAAUGCUUAGCAUGGGAAGCUCACAGCAGACUUGCAACCGGAAUGCCUAUUCAAUAUCUUGAAACUGCUGCCAAGGAAUUAGGCUGUACUAUUUCUGUAUGACAUCAAGUAGCUUUUUCCAGCCAUUUUAGGUUUCGAGUUUUUUGUAGUGAAACUUGCACAUAAAAACAUACAUUAUUUAUUGCCUUGAAGGACAUGGGUUUGCAGGCAAGUAAUUAUACAUUCUGUUGUCGUAGAUAUAGAAGCCUGAGAAUGUCAAUUACAGUGCUUUCAUUGGCCGGACAAUAUAAUCCUUCUGCAAGCUUGUUUCUGUACA
Molecule: messenger RNA, 4014 nt
Organism: Corylus avellana
Lineage: Eukaryota; Viridiplantae; Streptophyta; Magnoliopsida; Fagales; Betulaceae
Gene: GI
Product: gigantea protein (GI)
Biological process (GO): regulation of circadian rhythm; regulation of long-day photoperiodism, flowering; response to stress
Cellular component (GO): nucleus
Source: RefSeq, a predicted model, not a curated record